Messenger RNA from Rhagoletis pomonella (apple maggot), 2005 nucleotides. It is a transcript of the gene Gk2, whose product is annotated as glycerol kinase. Lineage: Eukaryota; Metazoa; Arthropoda; Insecta; Diptera; Tephritidae. Gene Ontology annotation, molecular function: glycerol kinase activity. Gene Ontology annotation, cellular component: mitochondrion. The coding region runs from base 98 to 1816 and encodes 572 amino acids. The record is from RefSeq and is a predicted model, not a curated record. Gene Ontology annotation, biological process: glycerol-3-phosphate biosynthetic process; glycerol metabolic process; triglyceride metabolic process. The transcript has 2 exons.
UCAUUAUCUUUAAAUUUCAGUCGGCGUAGUUUGACUCAAAAUCUGUUUGGAUCGUUGGAAGACAGCUAACUCGUUAGUCACGCAAGACAUAGCAGACAUGACGGAAGGCAAACGCCUGUCGAUUGCGUCGAAACGCCGUAUAAUUACCUCUCAAAAUCCUACUACCACCGGUCGGAGUCUCGUUGGCGUCAUCGAUGAGGGUACCAGUAGCGUGCAGUUCUCCUUAUACUCGGUGCCUUUUUUCAAAGAAGUGGCAAAGUAUCAAAUUGAGUUGACGAUGACCACGCCACAUGCUGGUUGGUAUGAACAAAAUCCACUAGAACUGAUGGAUGCCAUUUAUGAAUGCUGUGAAAAAGCCUGUGCUCAGCUACCCGAAUUGGGUUACAGCGUCGCAGACAUCAAUUGUAUUGGCGUAACGAAUCAGCGGGAAACGACAGUUGUUUGGGACUCACGCACUGGACAGCCGCUAUACAAUGCGCUCGUUUGGAAGGAUAUGCGCAGUGAGCAGUGUGUGGAUAGAGUGCUCUCAAAAUUGGAUAAUCAAGACAAAAAUCAUUUCAAGCACAUUUCCGGUUUGCCAGUUUCGCCAUACUUCUCAGCGUUGAAAUUGCGUUGGCUCUUUGAUAAUGUGGCCGAAGUGAGGAGGGUUCACCGCGAGGGCUUUUGUAAGGCUGGCACAAUUGACACAUGGAUUGUCUGGAAUCUUACUAAAGGCGCAUUGCACAUAACCGAUGUCACAAAUGCCUCACGUACACUUCUAAUGGAUAUCGAUACACUGCAUUGGCAUCCACAGCUGUUGCGCACUUUCAAAAUUGACAAAACUAUAUUGCCAGAGAUACGCAGCAGCUCAGAAAUUUAUGGGCUCAUCACCAGCGACAGGUGUGUGCUCACUGGUGUACCGAUUAGUGGCAUUCUGGGCAAUCAACACGCUUCACUGCUGGGUCAGAUGUGUGUGAAGCCAGGUCAAGCGAAAAAUACCUAUCGUUCUGGCUGCUUUCUGCUUUGUAAUAUUGGCGAACGACCAGUUAUUUCCGCGCAUGGUCUUAUCACCACCGUCGCCUAUAAGUUGGGUCCCAAUAAGCCGGCCACUUAUGCGCUAGAGGGCUCUGUGGCAGUGGGCGGACACGCGCUACGUUGGCUAGAGACACGCAUGCGUGUGUUAAAGGACUACAAAAAUGCAGAAAAGAGCGCCGAGGAGGUAGCAACGACGGGAGAUGUAUAUUUUGUACCGGCCUUUACCGGUCUCUAUGCACCCUAUUGGCGAAAGGAUGCACGUGGCUUGAUCAUUGGACUGACACAAUACUCAACAAAACAUCACAUAGUGCGCGCAGCACUGGAGGCGAUAUGUUUUCAAACACGCGACAUACUGGAGUGCAUGCAUCAGGAGAGCGGAUUUCAUUUGAAUAAAUUGCAUGCAGAUGGUUCGGUCAGCAUGAAUGAUUUACUUAUGCAACUGCAGGCUGAUACUGCUGGACUAACGGUUUUUCGUUCACAAUUGACGGACACGACGACAUUCGGUGCGGCAUUGUGCGCAGCGCAAGCGGAAGGUAUUGAUUUGUUUGACUUUCAUCCGGACGAAGUGGCUUAUGAUGUGGUGGACUAUGAUAUCUUCUUACCAACGAGCACCGAUGAUGAACGGCAUCAUCGCUAUAGCAAAUGGAAGCGUGCUGUGGAGCGUAGUAUGGGUUGGGUAAUUAAGAAAACCAGCCGCCAAAUAACCGAUGAAACAUACAACUUAUUGUCCUCGAUACCGGCGGCAUUGUUUAUAAUGAGUACCUUUGCCAUGAUCAUACACUCGACGACUGCGGGGAAAUAACGAUACAAAAAACGUAUAGUACAUACAUACUAAAAUAAGCUCAAAUGUAGAUAGAUUACAUAAUAGGACAUAUGUACAUAAUGUAUAUAAUGUAUAUACGUACGUAAUUUGUUAUAACUAUGAAGUUAAAAGUUUCACUUAAUUUGUUAAGAUGUUUCAGAAAGUCUUUGUUUCCCAAAAAAAAAAAAA